Messenger RNA from Linum trigynum, 3911 nucleotides. NCBI's taxonomy places the organism in Eukaryota, Viridiplantae, Streptophyta, Magnoliopsida, Malpighiales, Linaceae. The record is from the annotation of a GenBank genome assembly.
GAAGAAUCAUAUUCUUCUAGGUGAGUGUGGUGAAGAAGAAAAUAUGUGAUUGUUGUAGUACAUGUUUAUUGAAAUAUGUGAUAUAUAAUGUAAGUUCACAAUUGAACAACUAAUGUCAGGUCGACCACUCUCUCGAAUCGAUCAACCUCUUUGGAUAAAAUGGUAGACAUCUUCACUGAUAUGGUCGAUACUUUUGGACAAAAUGGUUAACCUUUUUGCUGAUAUGGUCGACCUCUUUGUUGGAAUAGUCGAUCUUUCUACUCGUGAGUCUCUCACAAAUGGCUGACCAAUUUAGUUAAAUGAUCGACCAUAUUUUUUAUUAGAAUGGACAUAUUUAUGUAAGUGAUCAACAAUAAUUUUUUCCCAAUCCGACCAUUUUUUUCAAGUCAUCAUAACUUGCAAAUCACCAUAGGCAUACCCUCCUCAAAUCUAUUCCAAGAAUGAAUGAUUAAAAAUGAUUACCCUCCUCAAAUCUAUUCCAAGAAUGAAUGAUUAAAAAUGAUUUAGUACGGUGAUAAAAUCAUAACUUGUAAAUCACCAUACGCAUACCCUCAAAUCUAUUCCAAGAAUGAAUGAUUAAAAAUGAUUUAGUACGGUGAUAAACUAACAUUUUAUCACCUUAUCUUCUCUCGGAAGCCGGUAAACGCUGAAAAAAGGACGCGAAGCUGAAGUUGACCGUUCUGGAUCCAGCUUCAAUUCCAUUAAUUCCACUCUCUCACUCCUCCAAAGCUCCGCUCACUUUCGCCAUGGCUCCUCCAAAGCGUCACCCCACCGUUCUUCUACUAUGCGGCGAUUACGUGGAAGAUUCCGAGGCCAUGGUUCCUUUUCAAGCUCUGCAAGCUUUCGGAAUCACAGUUCAUGCCGUCUGUCCGGGCAAGAAGGCCGGCGAGUUUUGCCGAACUGCCGUCCAUGAGCUCGGUAGUCAUCAGACCUAUACAGAGUCCCGUGGUCAUAAUUUCACUCUAAAUGCCACAUUCGGAGAAAUUGAUUAUGGAAAGUAUGAUGGGCUUGUCUUACCUGGUGGACGUGCUCCAGAAUAUCUGGCAAUGGACCAAACUGUGUUAGACUGUGUGAGGAAGUUCUCAGAGUCUGGAAAACCAAUUGCCUCUAUAUGUCAUGGACAAUUGAUCUUGGCAUCUGCAGACAUUGUAAAGGGUCGAAAAUGUACCGCAUUUCCUGCUGUGAAACCAGUGCUGCUUGCUGCUGGUGCAGAAUGGGUUGAGCCUCGAACCAUGGCGACUUGUGUUGUAGAUGGGAAACUCAUUACGGGGCCAACAUAUGCUGGACAUCCAGAAUUUAUCAACCAUUUGGUGAGAGAACUUGGAGGUGCAAUAACUGGUGCUGAUAAAAAGAUCUUGUUUCUGUGUGGGGAUUUUAUGGAAGAUUAUGAGGUGAUUGUUCCUUUUCAAUCUCUUCAAGCUCUUGGGUGCCACGUUGAUGCAGUUUGUCCUGACAAGAAAGCUGGGGAUACAUGCCCUACUGCCAUCCACGAUUUUGAAGGCGACCAGACUUACAGUGAGAAGCCUGGCCAUACUUUCACUCUAACAGCCUCGUAUGAUGCGGUAGAUGCCUCGAGUUAUGAUGCGCUUGUCAUCCCUGGCGGUCGAGCUCCAGAAUAUUUGGCACUGGAUGAGACUGUCAUUGACUUGGUGAAGAAGUUCAUGGAAUCCAAGAAACCGGUUGCCUCCAUCUGCCACGGACAACAGAUCUUGGCUGCUGCAGGUGUUUUGAAGGGAAGAAAGUGCACGGCUUACCCAGCUGUGAAGCUCAAUGUCGUGCUCGCUGGUGCGGAGUGGCUGGAACCUGAUCCAAUUGAUCGAUGCUACACUGAUGGUAACUUGAUUACUGGAGCGGCGUGGCCAGGUCACCCAGAAUUCAUCUCCCAGCUGAUGGCAUUGCUUGGUAUCCGUGUUUCAUUCUAGUUGAGGUUCGCAUAUGUAUCAUGUAUCCGGCGGACCUUGAUGUCUGUUGAUGCCCAAGUGUAACUUGAGAGAAAGCCAUCACUGACCUGUUGUUUCAGUAUACUAUCCCUUGUCUGCUGUUUUUUCUCUCCCCUUUUUCACCCAGUACUUGAAGCCGGAAGACGUUAACUAUCUCUGGUGUGACUUUAUUGCAAAUGAUGGCCAAAACUAGACAGAAUGUCACGCAGUUUCUCCGGUAAAGCUGGUUAUCACAACAAUCUGUUCCGCCAAGAAAGGAAACGAGGCCAAACCUCACAGCUGCGGAAUAUGGCAGAGAAUCGACACCCUCCGGACAAAAUUCAUGAAGUUGAAAAUGAACGCGAAGUGUUUGAUAAUUUACUUGCAAAUCGGCUGGCAACGGUUCUUCCACUAGUUAUAGGUAAAGCUCAGUCAGCAUUUGUUAAAAGGUCGUUAAUAAGUGACAAUAUCUUAAUGGCAACAUAACUGGUCAAGGACUAUCAUAAAAAGAUCAUUUCUUCGAGAUGUGUGUUAAAAAUCGAUCUUAUAAAUGCGUUUAAUUCUGUGGACUGGGAUUUUUUUGUUCAAGGUUCUAUUAGCAAUGAAUUUCCCAGCUGAGUUUGUUAGAUUACUAGAAACGUGUAUUAGAACUCUAAUAUUGAGUGUAUGUUUUAAUGGAGGGUUAUGUGGCUAUUUUUCUGCUUGCAAAGGGCUUAGGCAGGGUGAUCUCUUAUCGCCUUACUUGUUCACUGUUGUGAUGGAGUUUUUUCUCGUGUCUUUUAUACCAUGCUGCUACAACCAAUCAUGUGCCCUAUCAUCCUAGGUGUAAGACUUUAGAGAUCUCCCACUUAUGUUUUGCGGAUGAUCUCUUAGUCUUCACUGAUGGAUCAGUCAGAGGAGUUAUGAGAGUUAGACGGCUGCUGGAUGGGUUCUAUAGGGAUUCAGGACUGCGGUGUAACAUAGAGAAGUGUCAGUUGUUCUGUGCGGGUAUACCUGAAGAAGAGAAGAGAAUGAUAUCGAGGGUGACGGGGUUUUCCUCUAGGGGAGUCGUAUGUUCGUUACCUUGGUGUGCCUCUAAUCACGGGUAAGCUUUCGUCUACUGACUGUAAGAUGCUAGUGGACAAGAUAACAACCUGUAUUUCUACAUGGUAAGCACAUUUUGUUGAGCUAUGCGGGGCGAUACAAUUAAUCUCCUCGGUCAUCACUAGUACUAUGCAGUACUGGAUGGCGUUAUUCUUGUUACCAAUGAAGGUUCUGAAGGAUAUAGAGAGAAUCUGCAACCAGUUCUUAUGGGGAGCUGGAAGUAUGGAGAAGAGGAAAAGAGCAUUGGUAUCAAGCUCGACUAAUUAUAUUAAGCUGACAGAAACACAAAUAAGAGAAGCAAGGGAUUUAAGAUCGAAUAACAACGAACGAAGAUCUCAGAUUGUGGAGAGCGGAUCGAAUUCGGUUCUAUGGUCGGCAAAUCAAUACGACUACUCCGUCCCACCAAGCAGAUCAAUGUUACAUUCACAUCCAAAAUAACACAAAUUCAAUCGUUCGAAACUAAGAAUCUGCUAAAUGCAUAGCCAAUUCCAACCAUAAAGGCGAACAGAAAGCUUACAGAUAACGAAACGAAAUCCAGUCGGCAGCCUCAAUUAAACUUUGUAAACCCAAUCGUACGGCAUAGAGUCGCAAGAGACAGGGUACAGAGAUUCAAAUUCCAGGAAAAUAAGAACAGACAUGGGGGGAUAAAUCUAGAACUCGAGCUUGAGCUCUUCCUUCUCGGCGGCGGAGAGAUAAUGGAGGAGGUAAGGACUGAUGCGGAUGACGGCGACCCAGGCAGUGAACAUAGCGGCGUGGACUUUCAGCUGCUUGUACGCCUCAGCCUUGUCCGGCUUCUUCAUGAACAUCCCGGGAAACAUGGUUGAAGAUCGGCGUCGCUUCGCUUAUCGAGUUCUUUUUUUGCGCUGAGCCUUAAACCCUAACAGAGAGUAGUAAAAUUGUGCAAAAGGG